UCAGCAUGCUGAGCAAGAGUUUCGGGGAGGUAGGUGACCCUAAAGGAGCCAGCACAGGGACAACCGGCUCUCAGUUCCUGGAGCAAUAUAAAACAGCCCAGGCACUUGCCCAGCUGGCAGCCCAGCACUCCCAAACUGGACCCCCCAACACAACCCAUUCUUCCUGGGACACCAGUGGACCCUCACUGGGACAAUACGGUGAGAUGACACCCUACUAUAUGAAGACUCAGCCAGAGCAAGCGGUCCAUUCGCCCUUCACAAAGCGGCAGCCCUACCAGACCGGCACCUCGUCCAUGUUGGAUGUUUUCCUGCAGGACAAAGGCCUGCCUCCUUCCUCAUCGUCUUCUCCCUCGCCCCACGCGGUGCCUCCGCCAGCUUCCUCCCUUCCCAAAAUGGCAGCAAUUCCUUCUCUAGGUCAGCAAGUUUCCCCGAGUUCCUCAGAUGCCCAUGGUUCAAGUCCUCUACCUUUGCACCAACACAAACUCAAACAGCAGAAGAAGAGGACUUCCAUCUCAACAAAGGUAACAACAGCAUUACAUAGAUAAUAUAAUAAAGGUUCCAUAUGUGAAGUUUAUUAAUCUAGUAGACAACAACUGAAUAUUGCUUUACCUGACUUGAUAAAGGGGUAAAUGCCUAUAGAAAAGCUUUGCUAAGCAUCUAGGUCUCACUUCAUGGACAGCAACUGAAAACUAGAGAAUGCAAUUCCUGAAUAAAUUGCUAGUGGGAAUAGUGUU
This is a messenger RNA of Notothenia coriiceps (black rockcod), 734 nucleotides long. Its product is annotated as ubiquitin-associated protein 2-like. The transcript is spliced from 2 exons. Gene Ontology annotation, cellular component: nucleus; cytoplasm. Lineage: Eukaryota; Metazoa; Chordata; Actinopteri; Perciformes; Nototheniidae. Bases 6 to 545 code for a protein of 179 amino acids. The record is from RefSeq and is a predicted model, not a curated record.